AUGGUUUUACUGAAAGGGUUGUUAUUUUUUUCUUAUUUGAUAGUUUUAACAGCUAGUGCAACUGUUAAAGUUCCAGCAGCAGCAUCAUGGCCAAACUUUGCUUCAAAAUCUGCUUAUGCAAGAGCUCUUGGACCACCAAUGUCAGGAAUGGAUACUAUAUCAGUGCCUUACAUGCCAAAGUCUCCUUUUUUCCCCAAAUUUGUUGAUCCUAAAAUGAUGAUUUCAAAGAAAACAGAUAUGCUGAGCAAUUUAUUUGGCAGUAUGGGACCUACUUAUCCUAUGGGUUUUAAGCCAUUUAUGCCAUAUGGAAGUGGAUCAUCUUUGUAUAGCACAGCUGAUGAAGCACAGCUAUUGAACAGUUUAAGUAAAAGUGAAUUGAAUGAUGGCACUGGUCCUUACAAACGUGGAAUUUAUGGACCCUUUGGUUCCAAACCUUUUGGUCCCAUGAGCUCUAAGUUUGGACCUAUGUCUCAAUUCUCAAGUGUAAACACUAUACCUGAUUAUAGUAUGAAGGACGAAUAUUCCCGCAAAAGAAGGAGUAUAGAUGAUUCUUCUAUAAUAAAACUUCGAUCAAUUAUGGAUACCAAGCCAGAAACAAAGAAUUUGGGACCUCCACCUCCUUAUCCCACUCUUGCUCCAAUUUCUGAAGAACCAGAAGAAGAUGUAAAUGUGUUGCUUAAAAAAUUGAGUGAUCCAACAGCACCAAAACAAUAUUUACCAGGAAUGUUUGGACCACUUGGACCAUUUGGACCAUAUGGACCAGCUGGACCUAUGAUGGACCCAUCCAUGUUCAUGACAAAGAAAUCUGCAUUCUUGGAUACUUUGUUUAAAAAUCUCGCUACCACUACUCCGUCGCCAACAUCAACAGAUGCUCCAACAACAAAAAGUACUAUUGUACCACCAAAUUUUUGGUUACCAUCGUCUGUAAUUCCUGAUCCAAGUGAAUACACUAACAAAGUAGGAGAUUUCUUGGAUAAGUUGUUUGAUACUUUAAAAUUGAACAAAACCAUGGCAGUAAGUGAUGAUGACAGUAUGAAUGCUAAAAAUGACUUGGUAAGAUCUGUUAAACCUGAUGGAGAUAAUGCACAAGCAAAAAUUGCUAGAUCCGUUGACGAUCUAUCAUCAAUUAAUGCCGCUAAGGAUACAAUUGUUGAUAGUAUAUUGUCUGAGUUGGGUGAUUUAAAAAGCAACAUGGUUACGACAAUGAACGAUUUAGUUUCCUAUCAACAAUCCGUAUCAAUGCCGCCAAAGAAGCCUUUUAAACCUUUUGCUCCUGGUAUGUGGCCAAAACCAACUGCUGGUGGAAUGAUUCCUUUCCAGCAAAAAAUGGCAGUACUCAGUCAAGUAUUCGACAUGUUGACGGAUUUACAAAAAAAUAUUACUCUAGCAAUUGAAAAUGUGAUAAAAGCUAAAAUGGGAUCUACUAGUACUUCUGAAGGAGCAUUUAACGUUAAUUAUCCAAUGGCUAAUGAUAUUUUCUCUACUACCAAUGGUAUUCCUAUUAAUACAAGCCUUGCAGAUGCUAUUAAAUAUAAGUUGGAUAUGUUGGAUUAUGGAAUGCCCUUUUCUUAUGACCCAAGUUUUGGAAAGUUUGGGCCAAAAAUAGCUCGAACAGUACCAAAAACUCCAGCAUCAUUUUGGGUCUCUUAUCCUGAAGAUACAGUGAAUAUAAAACGAGCAGUUGACAGUGGUUCUGAAUCUUUAAUGAACGGAGAAAAUUUCGAUCAAAAGCAAGAAGCUCGUUCAGUUAAGAUGCAAAUGCAUCAAGGAUAUCAGAGUUUGCCAGCUGGUUCUGUAGAAUCUAUACAGGCAGGUGGAGGAUCAAUGCCUGGACACCAAGGUGGAGGAAUUAAGUUACUUAUACAAAUGCCUGUAUUGCCUAAUAUGCAAGAUACCAGCAAUUAUGAGGACAUUGAUAAGUGGAUCAAUUGGAUGGAAUAUCUGAAAAACGACUAUCAAGGACACAGGCAUCACAAUCACCAUUAA
This is a messenger RNA of Habropoda laboriosa, 1986 nucleotides long. RefSeq lists its product as uncharacterized. The transcript is spliced from 4 exons. Bases 1 to 1986 code for a protein of 661 amino acids. The record is from RefSeq and is a predicted model, not a curated record. NCBI's taxonomy places the organism in Eukaryota, Metazoa, Arthropoda, Insecta, Hymenoptera, Apidae.